UGGUUACGGUUGCUACCCAUGUCGAUGGUUGCUACGAGAGGCGCUUACAGGGCUGGUUCAGAGGACAGUAGUUUCAGCUGAAAACAUCACUAGAGUCUGGUUGUAGACAAGAAUACUGCAGUUCUGACCCCUCUCAGCAAGAAUGAACAAGCAACAAGAAGCAGGUCAGAGUGAAAAGCAGGAGGAGGAGGUGACGGGACUGGUUUGUCUGGAGGCUGAUCUCCAAGAUGGACAAAUGAGAGAAGUGGCUGUGGAUGACCAGAAGGUGCUGCUGGUCCGAAUCCAGGGUCAGUACAGUGCUGUGGGAAGCAGGUGCUCCCAUUACAGUGCUCCUCUAAUUAAAGGAGCUCUGGUUGGGGAUCGAGUGAGAUGUCCUUUUCAUGGAGCCUGCUUCAAUGUCAGAACCGGAGACAUAGAGGAGUAUCCGGGCCUGGACUCUAUCCCCAGCUACAAGGUUAAGGUUGAGGACGGUAAGGUUUAUGUGACCAUAAACAAAAAGUCUCUGACUUUGACCAAGCGGGUGAAGGAAAUGUUCGCCAUCCAGCCUGGCACCAAGCACACUGUUCUGCUGAUAGGAGGAGGCCCUGCCUCUCUGGUUUGUGCCGAGACCCUUCGGCAAAACUGCUACCCAGGGCAUAUUGUCAUAGUAACCAAAGACAGCCUGCCACCAAUUGACAAACCCAAACUGAGCAAGGCGAUGAACUUGGAAAGCAGCAGCAUCCUCCUCCGGUCAGGUGACUUCUAUCAACAGUAUGCCAUAGAAAUGUGGAUGGGGAAAGAAGUGGUGUCUGUGCAUCCACCUGAUAAGGUGGUGAAGAUGAGCGAUGGCACCUCCAAGCGUUAUGACCAGCUGCUCAUCGCCACAGGCUGCAGAGCUCGGCCGCUCAGCUGCCCUGGUUCAGACUUGAAGGGGGUGCACCUGCUGCAGAGUUAUGACGACGCCAAAGAGAUUCACUCCUCCUCUGUGGGCCAGAGAGCUGUUGUGAUUGGAGCAUCUUUCAUAGGUAUGGAGGUAGCCUCUUACCUAUCAGAUAAAGCUACCAGUGUGGCCUUGGUCGGCUCCGCCUCCUACCCGUUUGAGAAGUCCCUCGGACCGGAGAUUGGCAAAAUGACGAUGGCGAUGCUGGAAGAAAAGAAUGUGAAGUUUUUCAUGAACGACAGAGUGACAGAGAUCAGAGGGGAGAAUGGAAAGGUGAAAAACGUGGUGCUGAGCAGCGGAGCGGUCCUGGAAGCUGAUGUGGUGAUCGCUGGGAUUGGUGUGAUCCCAAACUCUGACUUUUUAGCAGGAAGUAAGGUCGCUGUGGAUUCAGGGAAAGCUGUAAUUGUUGACAAGUACAUGAGGACCAAUAUCCCAGACAUCUUCAGUGCUGGAGAUGUUGCUUCCUUCCCUUUGAGUAUCCGUGGUGACCAGCAGGUCAACAUCGGUCACUGGCAAAUGUCUCAUUCUCACGGAAAAGUAGCAGCCCUUAAUAUGCUGAAGAAACCUACAAAAAUCGAGUCUGUUCCUUUCUUCUGGUCCGCUCUUGCUGGAAAAAGCAUCAGAUAUACAGGCUAUGGAGAGGGAUACACGGAGAUCCUAGUGAAAGGCAAAGUAGAAGAAAGGAAGUUUUUGGCCUUUUACAUAAAGGAUGAGGAGGUGGUAGCUGCUGCCAGUCUGAUGUUUGAUCCUGCUGUGGCUCAGGUAGCAGAGCUGAUGGCCGAGGGCAAAAACAUCACAAAGAAACAGGCUCAAUCUGAUGACUUGAGCUGGCUCCAGAUGUAACCAGAUGUUUUCAGGAGCAGAACCUCUCAAAGACAGAGGUCUCUCUCUCUCUCUCUCUCUCUCUCUCUCUCUCUCUCUCUCUCUCUCUCUCUCUCACUCUCACUCUCACUCUCACUCUCACUCUCUCUCUCUCUCUCUCUCUCUCUCUCUCUCUCUCUCUCUCUCUCUCUCUCUCUCUCUCUCUCUCUCUCUCUCUCUCUCUCUCUGCCUAAUAUUGCUCUAAUCUGUUGCUCCAUUUAUUGCCUCAGGAAACCAAUCAGACCUCCCAUCUGGUCUUCUCAACAGUGAUGUUACCAUAGCAAUGGAGAGCUUUAUUGAAUUUGCUCAUCUUGCACUCUUAAGUAGUCAGAUAAAGUAGAGUUAGUCUGUUUUAUUUUCUUGUUAAAACAGCAUAAAUUGCAUAAUGUGUGAAAUGUCGUCCAUUAAAGUGCCUUUAAAUGUUG
Molecule: messenger RNA, 2205 nt
Organism: Nothobranchius furzeri (turquoise killifish)
Lineage: Eukaryota; Metazoa; Chordata; Actinopteri; Cyprinodontiformes; Nothobranchiidae
Gene: aifm4
Product: apoptosis inducing factor mitochondria associated 4
Cellular component (GO): cytoplasm
Molecular function (GO): flavin adenine dinucleotide binding; oxidoreductase activity, acting on NAD(P)H; 2 iron, 2 sulfur cluster binding
Source: RefSeq, a predicted model, not a curated record